UCCGUUCGUGUCGUUUUUUCGUGAUUUUUUAUUGUUUUCCCUCUGUUCGUUUUUGGAUUUCUAGAGAGGCUCUUUUCGCCCUUGCAUUGUUUCAAAUGAUUUGAAAAUAAGUUGGAAGGCCUUUUUUUUUUUUUAUUUCCUGUUUGACUAUCAACAACCUUCACCGAAUUUCAUUUGUGAUUGCCAGAAUUGCCAUUGUCCCAGUCAACUUGACCUCAUCAUUACCCCCGGUUGGUUGUGACAUUUCGAUGCAGUGAACCUUGAUUUUCGCACCAAAAACCACAAACCGAAAAAAAAAAAAAAAAAGAAGAAAAAAGAUGAGGCUCUUCCGGAGACGGACGGAUGGCCAGCACCCGCAAUUGCACGAGACGAAUAGCACGGGAGGUCCAGAAGCGGCGGCGCUGUUAAUUUCGAUGGAAUCGACAGGCAGCGGAACUGAUGGCGACCAGUUGAGUGUCAGCGGCCGGAGCGAACGUGAAACUUUGGAUGACAACAACUAUCAAACCGUCAAAGCUGUGCCGGCCAUCGUCGUCAUCAAUUCGCCAAAAGCCCACAAGAGCAAAGUAGGUGGGCCAUCGACAUGGGGCAAGAAGGUCGGUCGCAAGUGGGAGCAGAAUAAGAAAGUGGUGAAUCAGCCGUCAGCAAACGUCAGCGAUUCGACUCCUUUGAUGGAUGGACAGCAGCAGCAACAAGGAGACGGACCGGUCGAACCGGUGCCGACAUGUUCGUCACCAACGGCACUUUUAGCCGAAAAUGCGUUCGGUCAGUCGUGCGAGGGCGUGGCCCCUGCGACGAGCGGCAAGAAAUUGCUGCAGCAACAACAGCAGCGAUGCAGACCGGCCGUCGUCAAUAACAAGACGGGCGCCAAGAGACGAGUUAGUCGGGUCGAAUCGCUUCGUAACUUGUUUUUGCGCUCGUCCAAACCUUCGGCACGUGCCGAUCCGGCCAUGCAACACGCAGCCCAGCACCAAGAGGCCGCGCAUCCGUUGAUGCUGGCCCAAUUGUUGGCUGCCACGCCGGACGUGAUUCAAGAAGCGCAAAAGAAAAGCAUCUUGAUUCGAGAGAGUAGCAUCAGUGGCACGCCCAGCAACCGCUUGAUGCCGCUACCUAAUCGCUCCGUCAGCUUGGAGAACGUGUCCGCGUCGAGCGUCAUGGGCCACAUGCAGCCGGACGUGGCAGGCACGGUCAGCAAGAAGAGCCAUUUCCCUUAUUCUUUCAUUCGUUCGCGCCUUCAUCGGCCUCUGUUGUCGUCCAGCUGCGAGGCUGAGGUGGAGACGGCCAGCGCGGACGUCACACAUCCGGCUACUUGCUCAAAGUUCGGCACGGAAUUGAACGCCAACACGACGGCCAGUUGCGAUGAUUUGAUGCAAGAAGCUGCUCGCCAGUCUUCUCAUCCGGAUCUUCAGCUGGCCUCGAUCCGCUAUCGGAGCGUCGUCAGUGUCAGGCACAGUCAGCAGGAGGAUGCGUUUAAAUUAGUGCGCAGGAAGCGCAGUUUCUCGUUAGCAGCGUUGCCGCUAUCAGCGGCGGAAGCGACGCAACAAACUUCGUCGGCCAACAGUCACCGGUCGGAGGAGAGCGGAUAUGAAAGCGAUUCCACUCGCAACGGAUACGAGUCGCCAAGACGGACGUCAGCGGACAUUGGCAAGCCCGAUCCAGCGAGUAGCAUUCACGUUUCGUUUGUUUCGUCUUUGAAGCCAGCGGAACAAGAGCCGGAAGCGAACCGGUCUCGCCCUACACCCACACCGACGAUGAACCGAUCGAUGGAUCAGGGCGAUGCGUUUUCGUUGGACGAGCAUUACGACGUGGUGGACGGUGCAGCGAGAGUGGGCCAGCAUCAACAGAGAUGUUGCAAUUGCCGUUGCAACAAUCAACAAGCGGACACGUUGAAACAAUCGAUCGCGCGCAAGGAGCCGAGCGUCAUGUUUGGCGUGGCUCAAUUGAGAUCCUUAGAAACGGGUGGAUCGCGAAGUCCUAGGCACUUGCCCGUCAUUGGGGACUCUGCGCUGGCCAGCCGCUACGCCCGUUCGUCGUCCCUCGAUCGUAAGAAAUGGCUGCAGCCUACUGUGUUGAUGGAAAUCGGCAAUGGAACGCUUGGCGAUGGCACGGAUCACGGGAUGAUGGCGUCUUCUCUACCACCGGGAUACGCCGUCCAGCAAAUCAAUCAGCAACCACCACGUCCUUCGUCAUCGUUUGCUUACGCGCCACACUAUCACACGCAACAGCAGCAACAAGCGCCACAACAACAACCGCAACGUCAAUUCAAAAUGUUGCGACUAGUCAAAGGCGAGACGGGCGAACUGGGCAUCUAUAUCAAGAAGAAACCCAGUCCCGAUUCCGGAUCGGUCGGCUACGUCAUUGCUGGAAUUGAGCCGGGAGCUUUAGCCCACAGGGAUGGCCGACUUCAAAUCGGCGAUGAAAUCAUUAAUGUAAAUGGCUGUCGACUGCGAGGCGUCGGACUGCAAGAAGCGCGCGAUAUUCUUCAAAAUGCUCCCAGAGAAGUGGACAUCGUCAUUGCUCGAUGCGGUGGGGAAACGGCGGCCAACGGUAGGGGUCGUUCGACGACGGACGAGAGCGGUCCGGAUACGGCGGACAACAGUCCGUCGCCGACUCCCAUUCCACGAGUGUCCUCACCUUCACCGCCUCGUUAUUACGACCCAAGCGUCCGGUCUUCUCCAGCCUUGGCCUCGAUCCACAAGCUGACGCAAGGUGAUGCGACGAAGGUCCGAAAUAAGACGCCGCAUCAGCGUCGUUCGCGGUCAGCCCACCCACAGCGCAAAUCGAUGGGCCCGCUAAGCGGGACGGGGGAAACGACGUCGACGACGACUCCGUCCGGCACUUCGACGUCGGCAGGUGAAAUGGGCUCAAGACGACCCAAAUCGUUGUCACUCUUUAUCUACACCAUCACGUACGAGAAAGGGGCGGGCAAGAAGAGCCUCGGCUUCAGCGUCGUCGGCGGACGGGACUCGCCAAAGGGAUCCAUGGGCAUCUACGUCAAAACCAUUUUUCCAAGUGGACAAGCAGCCGAGGAAGGCACACUAAGAGAAGGCGAUGAGAUCCUGGCGGUAAACGGAACGCCUCUGCAGGGCCUGUCGCACGCCGAGGCCAUCGCCGUUUUCAAAUCUAUUCGCAACGGUCACGUCGUGGUUCACGCUGCGCGCCGGGACACUGCCAACAGAAGCAAAUCCAAGUCGUGUGAUGAACUCGACCGAGUCGAAUGACGUGCCGCAAAAACGAAGAUUUGUUAGAGAGAAAGUGAAAUGGUGAGGGCCCUCGACGGCACGGUUCGCUAACAAUUUUCACGCUCACGAAAUGAAAAUGUGUUGCAUCAGACACUGUACAUAUCUUAUAGUCGUCUAGUCUCUGGGAACUAACGAAAAAAACAACAACAACAAAAAUGACAAGAUAAUACGUGGCAAUAAAUCUGAAAAGACGAAGCGCGUACACGGUUAAAACAUUAUACACGCAGGCGGCUCACCUGUACCAGUGUAUACUACAGGUGCACUAUAAUAUUCAAUUAUUUCUCAUUUUAACUCUUAUCGCUUAAUGUCUACCCAUUGUUUGUUGGAAUUGGUUUCGGUUCGCAACACUCGUGAAAUAAGACUCUUGUUACGUUGUCCCUUUUCAAUGAUCAAGUUUCUGUUAUGAAUAGUUUUAUUUCGUCACUAAAACUUGCCCUCCGCAUUAACUGCAUCAAUUUUGUUAGGUGUUGGGGUUUUAAUUAAAAGUCCAUCUGGCGUCAAUUAAGAAGAGGUUUGGCUCCCUUCCAACAAGUGUUUUUUUUUUUUUUUUUAACUUUCUUUUAAAAAAUAAAUAUUAUAUAUUGGAAAUCCAUAAGAUGUUAUUAAACAUAUUGGACAACGCCCUACUUUAGAAGGCAAUCGUUCAUAAUGGUUAAUUUAUAUAUGUGUAACCUGUUAUAUUGAAUCACAAUGUUUUCUUGUUUUCGUUUCCUAUGUCCCCCAGUGUUUUGUUAUCCAUUAUUGUUUGUUUUUUUUGGCAUCAUUUGCAUAAGUGAACCUGCAAGAUGAAUGGGAAAUGAACUCGCAUUUGAAUAAACCAUCUAUCAAAAAGA
This is a messenger RNA of Daphnia carinata, 4072 nucleotides long. RefSeq lists its product as uncharacterized. The transcript is spliced from 6 exons. The record is from RefSeq and is a predicted model, not a curated record. Lineage: Eukaryota; Metazoa; Arthropoda; Branchiopoda; Diplostraca; Daphniidae. Bases 318 to 3218 code for a protein of 966 amino acids. Gene Ontology annotation, molecular function: protein binding.